Durusdinium trenchii is the source of this 1776-nucleotide messenger RNA. The record is from the annotation of a GenBank genome assembly. NCBI's taxonomy places the organism in Eukaryota, Dinophyceae, Suessiales, Symbiodiniaceae.
AUGGAACGCCGCUCAUUUUUCAGGCCCGCCGUCGACUUUGAUGCCCUGAGCCCCUUGAGUGACAGUGACCAUGAGGUGUUCACGGAGGCUCCGCGCAUGGCGGCCUUGAUCGCCAAGAGGCGGCAAAGCAAGGCACAGCCAGAAGUCAAGCCAGCCAGGAAGCAGAAGGAGCGUGAAGCCUGGGCUGAUCUGCAAACUGAUGAUGAGGACAACUUCCCGACCUGGGAGCCUAAGAUUCAACAGGCACCAAGCGUGGCAGUGACGCAAGGGCUUCGCUGGGAUCCACUUGGCCUUGAGGGGGAAUGGUCCCCAGUCUCUGACCUUCUGUUCAACAAGAUGGCGGUGGAGAAGCAGAAUGACCUGCAGAGCAAUGGCACUGUGUUUGACAAGUGGUCCUGGAGCACCACAGCUACAGAGGCGGAUGCAGCACUGGAGGAGUCUUCGCCGAGCUCCAGGAGCAGCGGCCAGACCGAUGCUGGAAGCACGGAGGCUUCCCCAAGCGAUGAGCAGCCUUUGCCACAACCGCUGAACCAGCCGCUGCCGGCGCAGCUGCCGACCCCUUCGCAGAUGCUGCAAAUGUCGGUGCCUUUGCCCCCGCAAGUGCAACUGCAGCAGGUUGCCGUGAUGCCAAUGCAGGCACCUCAGCCUCCGAUGAUGCUGCCAGUUCCGAUGCCUCCAAUGCCCAUGGGCAUGGGCAUUUUGCCCGUCGUUAUGUCGAUGCCGCACAUGCAAACCGUGCCCAGCGUACUGCCGAACGUGAUGCCCUCGGCGCAAAUCGCCGUGUCGCCACAGGCAUCCACGACCUCAGGCGCGCCCCCAGGCCCUGCCUUUGGCUGCGCGCACCGCUUUCACCAGAAGAACUCCAGCAUGGGUGUCCUCUCACCAGAUGCACGAAGCUUCACUAAGCGAUACAACAAGGGACGCUUGAGCAUCAUCUCCGAGAACAAGGUGCACUUCAAAGGCACUGUGCGAUAUGCCGUGCAAUUUACCGAAGGAGAGCUUUGCAGUGCUGACGGAGUAGGCUUCAUCCUCUCGUCAGACUUGCCUUGCACGCGAAACAUCCAAAAGAUCAUUUCGAUCUUCGUGAAUCGAACUGGCCGCAUUUGCGUCCGCGUGCACGAUGAGGUGGAUCGCUGCCCUCAACGUGUGAAAUGCCUGGAAAUUGGAGACUGGCUUGAGGGUCGCUGCAAGAAGCAAGCUGCGAGGGCGCAAACCUCGGCGCCACCACGCCCAAACACCCUGGCCCUGGAGGUUUCAAAAAGGGCAGAGAGCGACCGCUGCCAGUUCAACAGAGCAGAGAGUGACCGCUGCCAGUCUAACAAGUCCCAGGGUCGCUGCAAGAAGCAAGCUGCGAGCGCGAAACACCCACAGGACAAGGUUGGGGCAGAGAAAGUAGGAUUUCUGGCGGUGGUGAUGAAGCACCUGGGCGUCUCAGUGAAGUUGGUCACGCAGUUGAAGGUGCAGGGCUUCUGCCCGGUUGGGCAGAAGCGGAAAGGAAGCAAAGACACCAUCUUGAGUGGCAACAGUGCAAGCAUUCGAACGGCGCCCGCCGUCGACUUUGAUGCCCUGAGCCCCUUGAGUGACAGUGACCAUGAGGUGUUUGCUGAUGCUCCGAGGAUGGCGGCCUUGAUUGGCAGGAAGCGCCAAAGCCAGGCACAGCCAGAAGUCAAGCCAGCCAGGAGCGUGAAGGAGCGUGAAGCCUGGGCUGAUCUGCAGACCGAUGAUGAGGACAACUUCCCGAGCUGGGAGCCUAAGAUGCGUGAGGCAGGUGGGUGA